Molecule: messenger RNA, 840 nt
Organism: Trypanosoma conorhini
Lineage: Eukaryota; Euglenozoa; Kinetoplastea; Trypanosomatida; Trypanosomatidae
Exons: 1
Coding region: 1-840 (279 amino acids)
Source: RefSeq, a predicted model, not a curated record
AUGGAUGCUACUGUGGAUCUGCGACGCGUCGCCGCGCGGCGAAGGGCGGCCGCCAAGCGACGACGACAGCGUCUCUUAUCGGCCAGUGACAACGGCGCCAUUGUAGAGUAUGAGCCUGCGACGUCUGGCGCUGCCGCCGCACCGUCGCAGCGCAUUUCCCUUCCGCCGCGUCACACCCUUACACGCCCAAAACUCUUUGCGUACUACAGGCUGGUCACCGGAGGCGAGCCAUCCUCGAUGCAGGGCGAUCCCGCAGAGGAGAGCUACAACUACAGCUGGUUCACUCCAGCCGGUAUUGAGCGAGGGAGGAGAAGAGUAAAGGGCCGACGCCGAUUGCAAGACGCCCUAGUUGCGGCUAGAGAUUCACGGUGUGCUCUCGAAGAAGGUGUUAGAGGUGUUUUUGACUCCGGCCACUUGUAUUCCCCCAUUUGCCGCCGGUUUGUGCGCGCUGCCGACGAGAAAGUCAUCGUUGAGGAGCUCAAAGUGAAGGCAAACCAAUGCGUUGGGAAUACCGAGGGCGCGGAGACGACCAUUAUUUUGGUGCAGCCGGUGGCUGGGGAACUUCCCACGGAAGAAGAGGUGCUCCGCGACGAGUUGAUUCGCGUGGCACCUAAAGGACGCGAGUGGGAUCGGCAGCAUGCGCUGCGCCACGGAAUUGGCCCGACAGCUCAAGAGGCCAUCAUUGACGGCUGCGUCGAUCCGAGGUAUCGCCUUCCGGGCGACUACGUGCGUCGGAAUGGACGGGGGGUGGUGGUGGAUGCACAUGGAUGUCCGAUGCCUGUGAAGAGGAAGUUUGCAUCAAGAGACACUGAGGCCGCUUUGCGUCGCAGCGUUGUAUAG